AUGUACGAGAAAACAACAGGUAAAGUCAAUGGAGAACAACAACACGAGGAUAAUGGGGGUGUUAUAAUUGAUAAUGAUGGGAUAGUUCUACUUCCCAACACAAAUGCACAGCCAGUUCUUGUUCAGGACCCUCAGCUUCCUCCUUUUCCACCAACAACUUUCAUCACUAUGUCCAGUGCAAUGCUUACUUAUCCAAGGUAUGUAUAUGGCUAUGGUGUUCCCACCGAUGGCGUGACUUUACCCAUCGGAGUCAACGUCGGUUCUCCUGUAUUGCUUGAUGACAUAUCGGAUUAUCUUGUGCCAUUCGAUUUAUUGGCUAGAGACGAUGAUGACAUGAUGUCAGGGUUAUCAUCUGAUACCACACAUCCAGAAUUGUCUUUCGAUGAUAAAAAGAGUGCUGCAUUUGAUUACAUUGAGACGUCUCUUUCCAAAUUCGACGAUGGACCUUUUUUUCUGGGUCAGUUCAGUCUGGAGGAUAUAGCUUGUGCGCCAUUCAUUGAAAGAUUUCAGCCCUUCUUGCUGGAUUUGAAGAACUAUGACAUUACUGUAGGCUGGCCAAAACUGGCAACAUUGAUUGAGGAGAUGAAUAAAAAUGAGGCUUACAAUCAAACUCAACUCGAUCCAAAGGAGCUUGUCGAAUUCUAUGAAAAAAAAUUCUUGUCCUGA
This is a messenger RNA of Ilex paraguariensis (yerba mate), 666 nucleotides long. The record is from the annotation of a GenBank genome assembly. Lineage: Eukaryota; Viridiplantae; Streptophyta; Magnoliopsida; Aquifoliales; Aquifoliaceae.